This is a messenger RNA of Hypomesus transpacificus, 2568 nucleotides long. RefSeq names its product CD9 antigen-like. Gene Ontology annotation, cellular component: membrane. The record is from RefSeq and is a predicted model, not a curated record. The transcript is spliced from 9 exons. Bases 181 to 996 code for a protein of 271 amino acids. NCBI's taxonomy places the organism in Eukaryota, Metazoa, Chordata, Actinopteri, Osmeriformes, Osmeridae.
AAGGGUUGGGCUUUUUAUACAAAAUAAUUGUCCUGUCGGAGUGUGAAAUUCAGCUUUUCAGUCGUAGUUUGGAGUUAAACGUGUUGCAUUUUAAGGGGGAGCAUAGACGGCUGAAACCUUGUGCGAAGAGUCCGUCUACCCGUCUGUUUUUCUGAGUAAAUCUUGGAUUAAAUUGAAAACAUGGCUCUGGAUCUGUGCGGACAGCUUUGCAAGGUUAUUCUCAUCAUCUUCAACAUCGGGUUCGCCCUGCUUGGCGCUGCCAUGCUGGGCCUGGGUCUGUGGCUGCGGUUUGGUGCCAACACGCAAGGUCUCUUCGACGUCAACUUAAACACACAGCAGUUUGUCAUUGGUGUGAUGGUGCUGAUCGUCCUGGGUGCAGUGAUACUGGUGGUGGCCGUGUUUGGAGACUACGGCGCCUGCAACGAGAGCAGCGGCGCCCUGACAGUGUUUGCCGUCUUUCUGUCCAUCGUAUGUGGGUUAGUGAUUGCAGCAGGAGUGAUCGCCUUCAUAAGGAGUGAUGACGUGGGGGAGCAGAUGGCCAUGUUCUACACGACGGUGUACGCAAAGUAUUUGAAUACGGAUGACCCUAGCAUGACGGUCACUCUGACCUUAAUGCAUAACUGGUUCCAGUGCUGUGGAUUGGUGGGAGCCCUGGACAUUAUGGUCAAAAAGACGUGCCCCGAUCUCAGCUUCACUGGAUUCUUGACAAUGCCUGCCUGUCCCCCAGCCAUCGUCAACCUGUUUAAGGACAAGGCUCCGUUGGUUCUGGGCCUGUUCCUGGGUACAGCUGCUCUGCUGCUCCUGGCCCUGGGGUGCAGCUCCCAACUCCGCAAGGAAAUCAAGCGCUCCCGAACACCCUCUCCCUCCCCUGCCUCGUACAUGAUCCUGUCUACCUCCACCAACCUCCCCUCCACUCCCUACCCUGACCCACACCCAUACCAAGACCCUGUGGUUUUUCCCCCUCUGACUCUGGCCAUGACGUCUGCUGAUGUCUAGGUGUGCUGCUAAGCAGGCACAGAGGUGAGGUGUGCUAGACACUUUGUCUCUCCAGUAUGUCUGCUUUAUAUACCUGUCUUCCUGCUUGUCUUUUUCUCCAGUCUGAAUUAAAGGACUGGAGGUGAAUUGUGGGAAUAACAUGGUGGUGAUCUUUCAGUGCUUACUAGACUUAAGACUUUAUAGUCCCCAAGGGGAAAUACUAACUUGAUAGAAAUGUAUCCUUGGUUUGGUGGUAUUGUCUGGCCUGCGUUGUGUUUCUGCAUCUGCUACCCUCACUCCGUCUCUGGUCGUGUUUAUAGUGGCUUCCAUUUUUGUGACCUCUGUUUCCACCCUGCAUGAAGACCCUGACAUGAAAUGGGGCAUUAACCACUUCCUGGUCUCCUCCCACUCCUAAACCCUCUUCCUAACAGCCUUCCUUCCUUCCUUCGCACCCCCCCCCCCCUGUCUCCUUUCAUAGGUCAUAGUGAUGGCGUGCAGUUCUAUCCUUUUGAAGGAGAUUAAAAUGAGAUAGAAUAUGUCUCCAAUACUAUAAUUAAUUGUUGGUACCAAUAAUGGUAUAAAGUCAUUUUGACAAUGUAGUAUUUUUGGACUACUGUUCAUUGGACCCAGUUAUUAAUGUAAUGCAGAUUUUGAUGCUGCUAUUCAGGAAGCAUGCAUAGAAAAAGGGAUCCAAACAGGUACUGCAGUUUAUAAUAUGUUUUUGUAUAUUUUUUUGUUGCAACUGAACUGUUAGUGAUGGCCAUGAGUCUGCUUUUACCUUGUUGUGGAUGUUCAAGACAAGCCCCCGUGUACCCUCCACUUGAAUAGCAGUCUAUUCAAGUCAAGCUAAUGCUAACUUACUUAAAUUUUAAACUUAACUCAUUAAUAUUGAUAUGUACAUAUACAUUUAGCAGACAAUCUUAUCCAGAGCGACUUAUAGUAAGUACAGGGACAUUCCCCCGGGGCAAGUAGGGUGAAGUGCCUUGCCCAAGGACACAAUGUAAUUGGGCACAGCCAGAAUCGAACCGGCAACCUUCAGAUUACUAGCCCGAUUCCCUAACCGCUCAGCCACCUGACUAAUACUAGCUUACUUACAUUUUAAACAUCAUAAAUCGUCAAUAUUGAUACGUAUACUCUUCCAGACGCACUCCUAGUCUCACAUUACAGAACCCAAACCCAAGGACCUCUGUUCCAGAGAAUCUCUUUCCCUCAUUCCCAUAAUGACCACGGCCAAGCGCUGGGCCAGCAGCCUAACUGAGCGUUUGACUAAAUAAACACUUCAGGUUAAGGGCCUCUGGAGCAUCAAGUGUGGCCCUCAGAACAGAAGCAGUGUCACACUAGGUAGGGGGCUUUAGUUGUUGACCUCCAUUAUCAUUUCCCCUCUGGCUCGGUUUGUUGGCCUGAGACUGUUCACUGCUGAUGAGACAGAGGUCCUACUCUGAAAUGACCAAAGGAAUUCCAAGUGUCUCGUAGAAUAUCAUUUUCUAACGUUAGUUUUUACACUGUUGUAGGUAUAUCUACUGUAUGCAUUGUACUACUGAGUCUGAUGCAUAGUCUGUUAAAAAUAAAUAUUCACUUUUUUCUUUUUCCUUA